This is a messenger RNA of Medioppia subpectinata, 1335 nucleotides long. NCBI's taxonomy places the organism in Eukaryota, Metazoa, Arthropoda, Arachnida, Sarcoptiformes, Oppiidae. The record is from the annotation of a GenBank genome assembly.
AUGUUUUUGCGGCCAACUCUGGAUCAGCUGGCGAUCCAUCGGUGGUCAUUGAUGUCCAGACAUAUGCUCCACAAUCUGAUGAGCAAAACGUGUCAAUUGAAUCACGUGUUAGUCGUCUCCGAGAGGCAUAUCUGCGCCGACAAUGCGGUCAGACAUCGGCCGCACGACAGCAGACACUUCGGCGCCGACCGAAGACAGACAGUGGCCGCCAAUCGGCGCUCAUUUCAGACCCAUUACGAUGUGUUGGGCGUCGAGCGGACGGCCACUCGCAAGCAGAUCAAGAGUGCAUACUAUGAGCUCUCGAAGACCUGUCACCCGGACGUGUGUCAGACGUCGGAGUCGGCCAAUCAGUUCCAAGAGAUUACCGUCGCGUACGAAGUGUUGGCCAAUAAAGACGCGAAACUGGAGUACGACCAGAGGAUUGGCAAUUUGGUGAACCGAAGACUCACUCUCAACGCCAGUGAUCGGAAUCAAGAGAAUCUCGAUUCGUUCAGAGAUAUCAAUCGGUUUAGUGAUCGCGUGAACGACACCGAAGACUACUCGCAGACCAUAUGGCGAAAGCGGGUCCGCAAAGAGAAUCUGUUCCGUAGGGAUGAAGAGCCGAAACGGAAGCACACAUAUUACGAUCCGAUGGACUUCGACCACAAAGAGUACUUAAGGGAUCACUUCAACGAAGAGAUGCAGAAACGAUACGCCGAACACUUUGAACGGAUCAGUAAAGCCAACGAAGAGAUCAUCAACAGAACUAUAGAAGAGGGUCAGUUCAAAACGAUGGCCGCGUUGAUGAUUGGCGCCAUUAUGGUAGUCCUUAUAAUUCUUUCUGAAGCCGAUAUUGCUUUAAGUCAACCGUCGCUUAAAGUGAGAGACAAAUCGUUGAGUGAAAGCGAUACACAUAACCAAACAACCAUUGAUGUGCCUAAAGAAGCCGUGGCUUUAAUCAUAUACGAGAAUAAUGUUAACAAAACCGGUUGGGCAAAUCUAGAGCUGCAGACUUUUGAUCGCUUCUCAGAUGAAGUCCAAUCAUCUAUGGCUGGAGUUCUCGAGGGAUACAUCACUGGAGAACUAAUUCACAUGAGUUUUCGCAAUAUCGCUGAAGGCAGUUGUGAUGGGGAAAAGCGAUUCUGUGAAUUGCUUAAACAAUUUGUCACAAAUAAUACCAAAUUUAUCAAUGAAAUGAUCGCUAAAAACAAAGACAGCGAUUAUUGGCACCAAUUGGAUGUGAUUUACAAACAGUUGAAUGGAUUGGAAAAGGGAUACAACAGAUGGAAAGUGGAGAAUGUAGGAAUGUCUCAUUACACACACCGAUCACAACACUAUACAUACCUUUCCUAUUGA